This is a messenger RNA of Cydia amplana, 2460 nucleotides long. Its product is annotated as adenylate kinase 7-like. NCBI's taxonomy places the organism in Eukaryota, Metazoa, Arthropoda, Insecta, Lepidoptera, Tortricidae. The transcript has 16 exons. The record is from RefSeq and is a predicted model, not a curated record. The coding region runs from base 12 to 2444 and encodes 810 amino acids. Gene Ontology annotation, biological process: nucleobase-containing compound metabolic process. Gene Ontology annotation, cellular component: cytoplasm. Gene Ontology annotation, molecular function: nucleoside diphosphate kinase activity; ATP binding; AMP kinase activity.
AAGUUCGCAAAAUGAAUAAAUCACGCGAUAUAAUAUCGUCAAACUCAUCUUCAGAGCUCGACAAUCAGUUCUCAUAUAAGCGCUAUUUUAUCAACAAUUUGGACUCGUACCAUGGCGAGCGAAUACUAGAGCUUAUGUCGAAGAUUAUUCUGGAAAGGAAUGCGGAACAAGCGAGGGCACCUUCCCCGCCGGUUAUGGUGGCCGAGGAUGCAGAGCCUUUGCCGCCGCCGCCGCCUGAGAUACCGUAUGAAAUUAUCGGUACCGUCACUGACCCCAAGAUAAAAACACUGGACAACGUAGCGCGGAUCAUUCCGAAGGACCAGGUUCUGCCCGACAUGCUCACAUGCGGCACGGUCGUGCUGGACAUCAGCUACGAUCGGGACGAAUUGAGAAUCGCCAUGGAUUACAUUAAGCUGCUAAAAGAUUUGCUGGCGAAACACGGGAGUGGCGCUUCAGAACCCGACGAUGAAGCGGCCGCAGGCGACUCCAACAAGCGAUACUUGAUCCUCAUCUCCACUGUUAUGACCUGGGCCGCCACCAAACCUUUGGAUCCGGAUAACCCAGAAAUGCCGUUCAUCGAAACCGAUUUCCGCAAAAGAAAGCCUCACCUCAACUACAAACUACACUACGAUACCGAAAACGAAGUCAUAGGCAUUGCGAGAAAGUAUCGAAGGCAAAUCGGUGCCACAGUGGUGUGUGCGGGCGUGACGUACGGCGGGCGAGAGGACGUGCUGUACUACUGGUUCCAGAAGGCUUGGGAGUGUGAACCACUUCUGCCGAUCCUUGGAAGAGGCGCAAACGCGGUUCCACUUAUCAACGUUCUGGAUUUAGCGCAAAUCGUCUACAAUUUGGUGACGGAUUUCCCGAGGAAAUUAUUCAUGUUGGCUGUUGAACAAAACGUAACGAAGCAAAGAGAGAUAGUGAUAUCCCUUGGUCGCUCCGCUGGGACAGGAAUGUUCAAAUGCAUCCCACAGGAAGACGCCUUCUUGAUUCCGGAAAUGGAUCAAAGGAUUUUCGACCUUAUGACACUGAACCUGAGCAUGGAACCGGGGUUUAUCGUGGAGACCAUGUCUCUCCAGUGGACCACUGAGCUGCCAUUUGCCGAAUAUACCCCGUUUCUCAUAAAGGAGUUCAAGAAACUACGAGGACUGAAGCCAUUUAAAAUCGUUAUUUAUGGCCCACCUAUAGUCGGAAAAACGGCUCUGGCAAAGCAAAUCUGUGAGAACUACGGUCUUGUUUACAUAUCACCUGAAACUGCCGCUAAAGAUGUCAUGGAGGAUUUGGCACGCCGUGUUGCCCACUGGGACGAGGGAGAAACAUCCGCGUUGCCCCAAAUAUCUCCCGAAGAGGAAGUUGUGGACGAUGAGGACGACAACGCUGAGGAUGAGGAGGCACGCGCGGCGGUGAGGCAAGAGUUGGCUGUGAUGCAAGCCGGGCUGGCCAUCAGCGAGGAGGAGAUUACUGGGUAUAUGCGAAAAAGAUUGCUGUGCCGAGAAGCUCUCAACAGAGGUUGGGUGCUGGACGGGUUUCCGAACACUAUACCGCAGGGCACUGCGCUAUUUGACAGAGGAGAAGAACAAGAUUCUGACGCCGAAGAGGAAAAUGAAGAAGACAAGUUUGACGAAGAUGCUGAUUUGUACAGUAAUGUUCUGAAGAAAAUUCUGCCUGAUAUUGUAGUAAGCCUUGAAGCGACCGACGACUUCAUUUGCGACAAAGCUAUGAAACUACCCGAGGGUGACUCCCGACUAGACGAAGAGGUUGUGCUCAACCGCCUCUUCGAGUUCCGUACCAACGACGCCCGUGACGUCACACCACUGAAUUUCUUUGACGAGCUGGACAUACACCCUCUCAUAGUGCAUGUGAAGGAACAUUCCGAUUAUGCUAUGAAGGGGCCGUAUGCGGCCGUUUCUUUGCGGAUGGGACGGCCUUGCAGAUAUUCUAAAUUACUCGCUAUGAUUGAGGCCGCUGAAAAGAAAGCAAAAGAAGACAAAGCCAUACAGCGGAAUGAAGAAGCUAAGGCGCAGAAAGAGCUAGAGGAAAAUAUGAGGAAAGACCGGGAGGACAAAAUGGAAUACUGGUCGGAACUAUACGCUGCGAUGCGAGAAGAGGAGGAACAAGCGCUAGCGGCGGCCGGCGAGCCGAUGCGCAACUAUUUGGUGCACAACAUCUUUCCCACACUCACUCCGGCCCUGCUCGAAGUCGCUAGGCUGAGACCUGCUGACCCUAUCGACUUUCUGGCGGAACAUCUAUUCAAGCAAAAUCCAACCGGUAAAAUGCUAGAGCCGGGCUACAAUCUUCAAGCCGAGAAAAUUUUAGGCAAGAUCAAGAUUCUAGACGAUGCGUUGCAAGACCUCGAUGUCCAGAUUGAACCUCUGGCGCCUCCAGAGGCGGAGCUGCCUUCGCCUCCAUCGCCUCCUAAACCUAAACCAAUGAGUGCCCUGUAAAUUAGAUAAGUCCUUG